This is a messenger RNA of Trichosurus vulpecula (common brushtail), 1101 nucleotides long. RefSeq names its product fucosyltransferase 7 (gene FUT7). Gene Ontology annotation, molecular function: alpha-(1->3)-fucosyltransferase activity. The transcript has a single exon. Gene Ontology annotation, cellular component: membrane. NCBI's taxonomy places the organism in Eukaryota, Metazoa, Chordata, Mammalia, Diprotodontia, Phalangeridae. The record is from RefSeq and is a predicted model, not a curated record. The coding region runs from base 1 to 1044 and encodes 347 amino acids.
AUGCCCACCUACAGACUGUUCUUCCAUCAAGCCAUGGCUGGGAUGGCACUGCUCGUAGCUCUCUGGCUCCUGAUAUCUCAUCUCUUGUUCUCGAGCAGGGUAUGGGGUACUGGGAUGUGGUCCCUGAGUGGAGCCUUCCAGCCAGGCUCUAAGAUCACCGUCCUCAUCUGGCACUGGCCCUUUAACAAGUCCUUACCAUUAGAUGGUGAUGUCUGUGCUCACUAUGGUAUGGUCAAUUGCUGGCUCAGCACCAACCAUAGCCUCCUCAGCCAGGCCAGCGUCGUUGUCUUCCAUCACCAUGAACUCCAGAAUGGGGCUGCCCGGCUGCCUUUGGCUCACCGCCCCCUUGGGCAACCUUGGGUUUGGACCAACCUCGAGUCGCCAAGCAAUACUCACGGGCUUUCCCGUUACCGUAACAUUUUCAAUUGGGUCAUGACCUACCGGAGGGACUCUGACAUCUUUGUGCCUUAUGGAGAGCUGGUGCCCCGGGAUGGGCCCGCUCCCCCUGUGCCAGCCAAGAACCGUACUGCCGCCUGGGUCAUCAGUAACUACCGGAAGACCCAGAAGCGUGUGGUAGUAUACAACCAGCUGUCUAAACAUCUUCAGGUGGAUGUGUUUGGCCGUGCCAACAGGAAGCCACUCUGCCCUGACUGCCUCUUGCCCACCCUUGCGCCUUACCGAUUCUACCUGGCAUUUGAGAACUCUCAGCACCAGGACUAUAUCACUGAGAAGUUAUGGAGAAAUGCUCUGGGUGCAGGGGUCGUGCCUGUGGUACUAGGUCCUCCUCGGUCUACCUACGAGGCUGUUUUGCCAGCUGAUUCCUUUAUCCAUGUGGAUGACUUCAGCUCAGCCCAGGAACUGGCCACCUUCUUGAAGAGCAUGAAUGCCAGUCGUUACCAGAGCUUCUUUGCAUGGCGUGAAAGGCUAGCUGUGCGGCUCUACAGUGACUGGAGGGAGCGCUUCUGUGGUAUUUGUGCCCGCUACCCCCAUCUGUCCCAGGACCAGAUCUACAGAGACUUAGAGGCCUGGUUUAAAUCAGGAUGACCAGGGCCAACCUGGCUAGCUGCUAAAUUCUUCCCCAACCAUAAAGGUUAUGGUGAA